Penicillium samsonianum is the source of this 963-nucleotide messenger RNA. RefSeq names its product homeobox domain-containing protein. Bases 1 to 963 code for a protein of 320 amino acids. Lineage: Eukaryota; Fungi; Ascomycota; Eurotiomycetes; Eurotiales; Aspergillaceae. Gene Ontology annotation, molecular function: DNA-binding transcription factor activity, RNA polymerase II-specific; RNA polymerase II cis-regulatory region sequence-specific DNA binding. Gene Ontology annotation, biological process: regulation of transcription by RNA polymerase II. The transcript has 3 exons. The record is from RefSeq and is a predicted model, not a curated record.
AUGUCACAGUCUCAUGAGGUAGACGAAGAUACCAAUAUGGCUAUUUCGUAUACAACCCAGUCGUCAACCGGACACCCUCACCAAACCCUCCCCUCAUUCCGCGAGCUCCUCCCCGCUCACCUCCACGAUGAAAUCGAAUCAACCUCCCCAUUCUACACCACCCCCCGCCACUCACAAGACCGCCCACCCUCAGGCCACGAAAUGGCCGACCCCCGCUCAAUCCCAUACAGCAAUCAAUCCAACCAAGUUCCCUACGAAUCCCACCGCGAAUACACAGUCUCCCGCGGCGCAGACCACCAACCCCGCAUGCCAGAUCCAGGCCACCAUCACAUGCAUCUAGCCGAAAACGCAUCCCGUGGGCCCAGCCCAAUUCUCCCUCCAAUCCGCGACCUGGACUCCAUUCCCGGCCGAACAAUGAACCCGUCCAGCAGUGGGUAUCCCGAGCGGCCCCCACGCUCCGACCCCUUCGUUGCGCAGGAAUACCGCCAGCCCGCGCCGACGGCAGCAGCAAUGUCCGCUGAUCCGCGCGGCGAGCACUUUGCCCAGCCCAUCAUGCAUCCCCAGUCGCCGUAUGGACAUCCUGGUGUCGGGUAUGCCGAUGAGCAGAUGUCGCCGCAGAUGAUGGGGCAUGGGCAGGGGAAUUUCGGGAUUAUGGGGGAUCCGAUUGAUCCUAAGACGAAGCGGAGACGGGGCAACUUGCCCAAGCCUGUUACGGAUAUCUUGCGGGCUUGGUUCCAUGAGCAUCUUGAUCAUCCUUAUCCCAGUGAGGAGGAUAAGCAGAUGUUUAUGACGAGGACGGGGCUUUCGAUUAGUCAGAUCAGUAACUGGUUUAUCAAUGCUCGGAGACGACAGCUUCCUGCGCUGCGGAACCAAAUGCGCAGUGGUGCGGAUACGGACUCUCAACGACAGUCGCCAUUUAGUGAUGUCGAUGGAUCGGAACACAUGCCCUCUCCUCAUCACUAG